UCUGGCCGGGAGACCGCGCGGCCGCGGCGCGCGGAGAAAGGGAGCAGCUGUUUCCCUCGACGCGAAGCGAAAAGAUGAAGCAGAUAAUUUUGUGAGGGGAGACCGGAAUACAAAGGAAUUGUGUAUGAAAGUACAGACGAGGAAGAGGAAGGUGGGAAAAUCGGAGAUAAGGAAAACGCACAAUUGCCGCGUUUCAUUGUGUUUAUACACCUGAAAACCGCAAUUGUGAUUUUCGUCGGUCAAAUUCAAUCGCGUUUCGUCCCACAACUAAUUCCGCGGUUCACGUGACCAGCGCCACUGGAGAUGCCGCCAAAACGCACGAAAGUCGUCUGCUAGAGGAAGCAUGGAGACGUUCCAUCCCAGUAUUUUGGAAUCCGGAGUCAUUGUCAGGAUCGCUUAAAUGCAGUUUCUGUCUCACAAUCAGCGACGCGAUUGAGACGUCAAUUUCACAAUUGUUAUUAUCGCAAGUGCAAAGAGAACACGAGGUUUUACAAAUGGAUCUCGAUGCUACCUUCGACUGCAGCGGCAGGGUGAACGUCAACGAUUGGCAGCUGAGCAGGAGCGGGCUGUUUUAUCGCACGGAGGUGGACAAUGCACUUUUUUCCCAAACCGACUGUCCGUUCGCCCAUGUGGAAGUCAGGCUCUUCGACCGCGUCAUGCCCGGAGCGGUGGCCGUGCUGGAUCUAAAACAUCUCAUCAGUUGCAUGGAAAUGCAACUGAAGAUACUAAACAGACAGGCGAGGCCGGUCACGAUAUCUGGACCGUGUAACGAUAAUAUGAAUUACUUUUCUCUAAGGAGGAUGGUUUGUGAAUUUAUCGUAUAUUUCCGUACAUACGUGAACAGUAUAAAGUGGGAUCUUAGUGCAUUAGAGACAGUAACACCUGAAAUCGGCAAAGAUGUGGAUACUCUGUUUGACUGCAUCAAGUACUUUCUCAGUACGUUACGCAGCAUCCCAGAUUCGACUCUGCAUUACGCUGCUUCUAACAUAGGCAACAAGUGUAACCAGCCAGAGUUUCAUUUGUAUCAUCUGCAUAUAGAGUUAAGAUGGUUUUUCGUCACACUGAUACAUUCGAGAACUACAUGGUAUCAGUAUCACACGCAAUCGGAGGAGUUUGAAAAUACUGCUGAAAUGGUCAUCAACGAUCUCCUAUAUUCUGCCCUGAAAAUAUUUGAGAGGUUAGCCUUAAACUGGACUGUGGACCUCGCGCAGAAAACGCCAUACUGCUGCACGUGCACGCGAGAGUUGUGGCUCAUGUUUCAAAUAUUUGUCGACAGUUUGGGAGAAAGGAGGAAAACUAAGAUGUUUUGGGACCUUGUAAACAGUUGUAUCGAUAGAGUGCUACGUAAAGAUCAGUCUCAAGUAUUAUUCUGGCACAGAAGCGUGGACUCCUCUCUGCCAGAUUGCAAAAAUCCCGAAUUGUUUUGCAUCUGGAUAAUAUAUCAUCUGUCUCUGUUGUACGGAUACAGUAACGACGGCGUGUAUCUGCAAUCUAAUUCUCCAAGGAUUAGAUCUAAUUGCGAACAAGUUGAAAAAGUUUUAAAGGCGUACGUGUGUAAAGGUGGAAAAGACGGUGACAGGGAUGAGCUUGAUGUGGAGCUUAAAAUCAUAAUACCGUUAAUACACGAUCUUAUUAUUAAUUGGUGGCAACCGCGAGUGCAAAUUAUAUCUUUUCUUUGGGACUGUUUUCACAAAAGAUUAGACCAACCGUUCCUAUUACAGACCUCUGGACCUUGGGCCCUAUCCGUUGAAAAGAAGACGGCUAAGGAUAUUCUGAAGCAAAUUAAUGACAGAAUCUACGGCAAGUUUGAACAUUCCAAGGAGUCCAGCUAUGGCAUGUUCUUGCAUUUAAUAGGGACUCUUAUGAAAAAAUACGGCACGUCCGACCCGAAAUAUUGGAAUCAGAUUAAGGGGCGUGUAUAUUCGAAAUUUUCAAAGAAUAAAGUCGCGGAGUUCUCGGAGAAUGGCCUCUACAACUUCAUAUCUUUAUUUAUCACUUUAGCCAUCACCGCAGAUAUUGCGAACGUUUGUACAGCAAUGUUGGAUUUCCUGCCAUCUACACAUGAACUGAAUAAUGAAUAUAAUAAAAAAUGCAAUCUGAUCUGGAAGGGAAAGCUAGCGUGUCUCUUGCUGUUUAAUGAAAGAAGACUACCUCUUGGUUCCAUAGCUGGACAUUUUACGGAAACAAUUAAUUUAAUAAGUUGUCGCAAAGACGAAACAUCUCGUUUCAUGAUGACCAAUUUUGUUGAUGUAUUGAACACGAUUUUGUCUGGCAACGAGAAAAUGGAUCUAGGCGAGUUCAAUUUCAUCGGUGGUUGGAUCGAUCGUUAUCUUUUGGAGUGCCCGAAGAACAGAAUCACAUCUUUAUUGGAGAUGCUCGCGAAUGUUUUCGAAAAAUGUAUCGUCUUGCAAGUUUCUUGUAACAAUUCGGAUGGUGUCAGAAAAAUGUUAGACGCACUAUGGUGUUUCGUCGCAUCCAGAGUUCGCCAACUCGUCUUCGAUCCCGUACUCACCGGUGACAAUUAUAAAAUUAUUUCUAAGCUGGCUGUCAUAUUUACUUUAGAAGCAGUUAGAGAACCAGCCACUGCUAAGAAGUACAAACACUCGGCUGUGUCUUUAUUUCAGCACUUUGCGGCGUCGAUAUUUGUAAAAGAUAUAAGAAUUACCCAGUAUUAUCUAACAUCGAUUCUUGAGAAGGAGCAAGCUGUCCAAAGCUUGAAAAAGGAAAUUUCAAAUUUCGAUACUAUUCUUAUCCAAGCUUGGAUAAAAUGUUCCAUCGUUGGUCACGAUAUAAACAAGGAAGACAUAAGGAUUCUACAGAAUUACGUUAUCAAUCUCAGUGAGAUCAAAGAAAUAUUCGUGUCGGGUGAUGAUGUGUACGAAUUUAAGAACAGUAACGAAUCUAUUUUGACAUUCAUAAUAUCGUUCAUGAAGAAGCAGAACACUUUAGAGUCCGAGCAGGAAAAACUUCAAUACAACGCGAGAUGCAAGAUGUAUUUCAAGAAUUUAGAGAAGUGGGCCAUGUUACCUAUAACGGAGGAAACGAAAGAUUCGGAGCUUGCAUUCUGGAUUUACAGAUGCCUUGGUACACUGAUUCUCUGCAUUUCUCCGACGUUAUAUACUAAGAAUCAACCGAACGACAUGUUAAGAACGCUCAUCAACAAGAUUAUACUGGUACCCGAGAACUCGACGCAGUCGUACAUAAAGCAUUUGGGAAAGAGGAUAUUCUCAAUGGUGAUACUCGGCUUUGAGAAAUUGAACGUCAAAGGCGACAUAUUGUUGCAAGCGAUGAUCAGAGACAUCUUCGAUCAAUACUUGCCGAUUUUGAUCACUGAAGUCAACAGCGGUUGCAGCUUUAAGGUUUCCGAUGCGUUGCUAAAGUGCUUUAAGAAAGUAAAGAGCGAGUUUCUGCGUACAAUUUUCGAAACGCUGAUGUCAAACUUUUACAAUAUAUCGUCCGACAAUGUCAUGCACAAACAUUCCAACCUGAUAACUUGGCUUAUAAAAACAUUGCUUAAAGAAGAAAGGAAUUAUCCAAAAUAUAUUACGGAACACAUCAUCCAAAUUUGUUCUCCGAACAUCUUCGGAUGCUACAUGAGGGUUCAUGACCAUCAUCCACAUAAGUUGCAUACAAUCGACUUUAUCAAUGACGUAAUUAAAAGUCCUUACUAUGAGGAAGAUAAAUUUAUCAGGGAAAAAUUUCGAACUGCUAUUGCCACUGCAGUGCAAAAAUAUUUGGUGACAAACACGCAAUUUACAUUUGAACUUAUGCAAUCCGUUUUAUCGAUAAAAAAAAGUAUCAUGGUCAAUUUAAUUCCGCAAAUUGAAGCCCUCGUACUUUCCGCCGAACAAUAUCGCCGACCCAAUGCGGCAUCCUUGAGAUUCAUGUGGAAUCAACUGAAAAAACGUAUGCUAAAUAUGGACAAUAAUUCGUGACAGGAUCACAAAAAUUUUAUAAUUAGCGCUUAUCAAAUUGUUAUUAAUUUAAAUAUUUUAAAUAAUAAGUUUAGAUUCU
Wasmannia auropunctata (little fire ant) is the source of this 4014-nucleotide messenger RNA. RefSeq names its product protein MMS22-like. Lineage: Eukaryota; Metazoa; Arthropoda; Insecta; Hymenoptera; Formicidae. Gene Ontology annotation, biological process: double-strand break repair via homologous recombination; replication fork processing. Gene Ontology annotation, cellular component: nuclear replication fork. The record is from RefSeq and is a predicted model, not a curated record. Bases 495 to 3935 code for a protein of 1146 amino acids. The transcript is spliced from 21 exons.